Linum tenue is the source of this 1171-nucleotide messenger RNA. Lineage: Eukaryota; Viridiplantae; Streptophyta; Magnoliopsida; Malpighiales; Linaceae. The record is from the annotation of a GenBank genome assembly.
AAAUAUUGUUGGGUAUUCUCUCUUCUAUCUCAUCUGCUUGAGAUAGAAAUCGGAAGUCCCUCUAUUUGUUGUUAAAAUAAUUUGUAGUUUUCUUCCAAGAAUAUCAAAAUGGUUUUCAGCGGGACAACCGACAAAUGCAAGGCCUGCGACAAGACCGUUCAUUUCAUCGACAUGAUCACUGCCGAUGGGAUCUCUUAUCACAAGACUUGCUUCAAAUGCAGCCAUUGCAAUGGGAAACUUGUGAUGGGGAACUACUCAUCUAUGGAUGGAGUUCUGUACUGCAAGCCUCAUUUUGAGCAAUUGUUCAAGGAAACAGGAAGUUUCAGUAAAAAUUUCCAAACAGCUGGAGAAAAGAAAACCGGUCAGGGUGCAACUCCAAACAAGGUUGCUUCCAUGUUCUCCGGCACCCAGGACAAAUGUGCCACCUGCCACAAAACUGUCUACCCCUUGGAGAAGAUUUCGAUGGAAGGAGAUUUCUAUCACAAGACAUGCUUCCGAUGCGCCCACGGCGGCUGCGUGCUGACCCAUUCUUCCUACGCCGCCCUCAACGGCGUGCUCUACUGCAAGCACCACUUCGCGCAGCUCUUCAGGGAGAAGGGCUCUUACAGCUACAUCAACAAGAAGAGCGCCGCCCACGCGGUCGAAGAAUUCAAAUCCGAAGGCGAAGAAGAAGAAGAUCACAACCAAGAGGAAGACGACGACGAGAAGUCCGCCACGCCAAGGGCGCCGCCGGCGGAAGAGGAAGAAGUCAAAGAGGAGCCCAUUGCUCAGGAGCAGUAGACGGCAUAAGGUUGAAACUUGAUUGCAGAGAGAGAGAGAGAGAGAGAGAGAGACAGGGGAUUUGUCGAGUUAACAAAUUUGUACUUGGGGUGUUCAUUUUUUUUAUGUUUAAAAGAGAUUUAACACAACUUUCUUUUUUUGUUCCUUGUUAUAGACCGACUUCCUUGUUUCCAAUUCGUUAAUUCUUUUGUAUGAUCAUGUAAUAUUGAUCACUAAUACCAAUUGGGUGCCUGGAGUAAUUUUACCCUGCUCACAAAUACUAGUGCUGAAUUUGUAUCAUAAAGAAACUUGUGUUGAAAGGUAGAGAUUCAGUUUGUAUCAUAAAUGAAUUUGUACAAAAACAACAUUGAAAGUACAAAUUCAAUUUGAGAACUUCUUCCUUGGCAAGCAU